UCGUUUGCUAUUUUAUUUCCAAGUGGAGGAACGAGUCUUUAGUUGCGUGUUUUACAAAUUCCGCCGGAGCUUCCUUUGCUCGCUCGCUCGCUCGCUGCACAAAUUGCUACACUUACCAGGACUUUUACUUCGACAUUUCAUUCCUCGGUUGUCUCACAUAUUGGAUUUCGCCGGAUUCUUCCUAGCUCACUGCCGGCUGGUGUCUGCUUUGAUUUGCUCACGUUUCGGGAGAUGCGCUCUCCCGAGCUUUGAGGAUUGCUCGAUCGGAAGUGGUGUCUGGAGGGAUUCCGUUACUAAGGCUGUUGUUGAUAGGUUGGCUUGUUUUUUUUUUUUUUUUUUUUUUUUUUUUUUUUUUUUUUACUGCUGGGACUGGUUGCAAUCGCGGAGGUUGGAUGAGGGAAGGGUCUUUGUGACGGGUGCGAUGGUUUGAUGAGUUCGAGUUGCUGUUGAAGCGAGGCUCGGUCUAAUUCGGGCGCACGUUAGGAAAGCGUGUGUUGGUGAUAAAUUCGUUCUCGAUAGCGUGCGGGAGUGUUUCUCAAUCUAGGGUGCAAAUUCGUUCGAUUGAGGGGGUGUCGAUUGCUGAAUCGCGAUGGGAAUAUGGGACUACUUCCUCAACUGGCUCCGCAGUCUCUUUUUCAAACAAGAGAUGGAGCUGUCUUUGAUAGGGCUGCAUAACGCCGGAAAAACCUCUCUCGUCAAUGUCAUUGCGUCCGGUGGCUUCACUGAAGACAUGAUACCCACGGUGGGGUUCAACAUGCGUAAGGUGACGAAAGGCAGUGUAACCAUCAAGCUUUGGGAUCUCGGUGGUCAACCUCGUUUCCGAAGCAUGUGGGAGCGAUAUUGUCGUGGUGUUUCUGUAAUUGUGUAUGUCGUGGACGCAGCGGACAGAGAGAAUGUGGCCAUCUCCAAGAAUGAGCUGCACGACUUGUUGAACAAGCCUUCACUUCAUGGAAUUCCCUUGCUUGUACUGGGCAACAAAAUCGAUAAGCUUGAAGCACUUACUAAGAAGGCGCUAAUUGAACAGAUGGAGCUUUCCGGACUUACAGAUAGGGAGGUUGCUUGCUACGCCAUUUCAUGCAAAAAUUCUACCAAUAUUGAUAUUGUUAUCGAUUGGCUUGUCAAGCAUUCGAAGUCCAAGAGCUGAUACCGCCCUUGUUACUACUACAAAAGUUGGAGCUAAUACCAGAAUGUAGAUAAACUGAGUGACGGGAGUCGAAGCUGAAGCAAUUUCCUCUCCUGACUAUCAGGUCGUGCACCACAUGUGUCUGACGUGCGUAGGUUUUGUGAAGAGAUUGACGUGGGGUCCUACUACAUGAGUUGGGGAUUCGUGAAGGCUCAUGCUCUGAUGACAUGAGGUCCUACAUCAUAUGCUUCUCUUUGUAAAUUAGUUGCUGCCAAAGUCAGUGUAGUGUUCAUCUACACUUUAUGGUUACAAACAUGCAGAUUUUUAUCCUCAAAUUUGAGAGGUGUCCCUGAAAAUUCUAAAAAAUAAUUUUGAGACAUUGUUUGUUCUCAAACUUUGAGCUUCCAAUGUCGGUAUUCAAAGCA
This is a messenger RNA of Physcomitrium patens, 1548 nucleotides long. Its product is annotated as ADP-ribosylation factor-like protein 8b. Gene Ontology annotation, biological process: protein transport. The record is from RefSeq and is a predicted model, not a curated record. Gene Ontology annotation, molecular function: GTP binding; GTPase activity. NCBI's taxonomy places the organism in Eukaryota, Viridiplantae, Streptophyta, Bryopsida, Funariales, Funariaceae.